CAUUGACUUCUUCUUUUUCGACCUCGAUAGAGAACCAGAAAAAUCGUCAAUCAAAUUACAGAGUAAUCUAGCGAUUGUGAACGAAACGACAUGACGACCGCGGCUCGACCAACAUGGGCACCGGCUAAAGGAGGCAACGAACAGGGUGGGACCCGGAUUUUCGGGCCAUCUCAGAAAUACUCGUCGAGGGACCUUGCAGCUCAUACAAACUUAAAGCCCAGAAAAGAAGGACAAGACACUCAGAAUGAAUUGCAGAAGAGGAACCUUCGGGAUGAGCUAGAAGAGCGUGAACGGAGGCAUUUCUCAUCAAAGGAUAAGUCAUAUAUUGAUGACAGAGAUCGCAGGAAGAGUAGCCAUCUUCUGUUGGAAGGGAGUAAGAGGGAUAAUGAAGACCGUGUUAUUCCACGCAAUGUAGAUGCUGAUGAUUCUGAUGUGGAAGUAAAAAGUGAUGAUGAGAGUGAUGACGAUGACGACGACGACGAUGAUGAGGAUGACACUGAAGCUCUUUUGGCUGAGCUUGAACAAAUAAAGAAGGAAAGAGCAGAAGAAAAGCUUCGGAAGGAAAAACAGCAGUGGGAAGAAGAGGCUAAAGUCAAGGAAGCAGAGCUUCUUCGAGGAAAUCCAUUGCUGAAUAAUCCAACUUCGUUUAAUGUUAAAAGAAGGUGGGAUGAUGAUGUGGUCUUCAAGAACCAAGCUCGUGGUGAAACCAAGACUCCCAAGCGCUUCAUCAAUGACACUAUCAGAAAUGACUUCCAUCGGAAAUUCCUGCAAAAAUACAUGAAGUAACUCCACUAUUCAAGUAAAAUCUUGAGGUCGGCCGAAAAAACUUAUUUGAAGUCAUUGUUUGUGUUGUUAGUUGUUGACUGUGCUGGGUUGGAUUUUCAGAGUCAACAUGUAUUAAGAGUCUGUAUGAAUCUGGAAAGAGUUUUAUCACCCAAGUUUGGAUUAUUACUGGAAAACUGUUCUACUUCUGGAGAUAGUGUUCAGUUAACAAUUGUGCCUUCUCUUUCCUGAUACUUAACUUGGUGGAUGAUAUUUCCUUUAUGAAAUGUGAAGUUCCAUGAGUUAGUUUA
Messenger RNA from Pistacia vera, 1073 nucleotides. Its product is annotated as protein CWC15 homolog. The transcript is spliced from 8 exons. Gene Ontology annotation, biological process: mRNA cis splicing, via spliceosome. Gene Ontology annotation, cellular component: catalytic step 2 spliceosome. The record is from RefSeq and is a predicted model, not a curated record. Gene Ontology annotation, molecular function: RNA binding. NCBI's taxonomy places the organism in Eukaryota, Viridiplantae, Streptophyta, Magnoliopsida, Sapindales, Anacardiaceae. The coding region runs from base 91 to 786 and encodes 231 amino acids.